Molecule: messenger RNA, 5101 nt
Organism: Acanthochromis polyacanthus (spiny chromis)
Lineage: Eukaryota; Metazoa; Chordata; Actinopteri; Pomacentridae
Gene: zdhhc18b
Product: zinc finger DHHC-type palmitoyltransferase 18b
Exons: 9
Coding region: 583-2007 (474 amino acids)
Biological process (GO): protein targeting to membrane; peptidyl-L-cysteine S-palmitoylation
Cellular component (GO): endoplasmic reticulum; Golgi apparatus
Molecular function (GO): protein-cysteine S-palmitoyltransferase activity
Source: RefSeq, a predicted model, not a curated record
CAACAUUGCCAUUUGAAUGGACGACUCGUUAUAAGGCAACGCAGCUAACUAGUAGGUGGUCACGAAUGUGUCAGGAGUCUUUGUAGAGGAGCGUGUCGAUAUGCAUUGAAAACAACAAAGUUUUUCUUCUUCGUUUAAUUUACGCGCACAGAGUCGCUGGAGCUUGGCUCAAAGGCGGAAUGAAAUGUUCAAGUCGAGCGAGCUAACAAGCUAGCGGCGGUAACGGUACUUUACUGAUGUUAAAUACUCCGCAGCUGGAUGAGCUGGCUAGUGUGAGUGGAACAGCUACGAAGCUAACGAUGGCCAGCGGGCUGGAAUUCGUGCCCAUUUUUUUGUAAAGACAGACGUAAAGGAGAGUAAAUGAAGAGGCAUGGAAAGUAACAGGGAUGUAAUUGCGAGCACGGGCUCCCACGGUUAUUUACAGCUGGAUACCCACGGUGUAGGAUUAGCUUGUUCUCUCCGUGGAAUGACGACAUUUGCUCCGUUCGCCCUCCUCACGGUACACGGGGGUCGGUGAUGCUGUCUGGCCAAAUGCCCUGGGUGUCCGAAUUGGGACAGAGCAGCCAAACUCCCUCGUAAAUCAUGAAAAACUGCGAGUAUCAGCAAAUCGACCCGCAGGCACUCUCGACGCCCACCCCGACCCCUCCGCCUCACCAGGGCGACGAACCCGAGAAGAAGACGGAGCCGAAGAGACCCAAGAGAAAGUGGGAAGUUUUCCCCGGAAAGAACCGCUUCUACUGCGAUGGACGGAUCAUAGUGGCCCGACAGAGCGGGGUCCUGCCUCUCACCGUGGGCCUCAUCCUCGUCACAAGUGGUUUAUUCUUUAUAUUUGACUGUCCCUUCCUGGUCAAACACCUCACCAGCUGCAUACCUGUUAUUGGAGGAGUCCUCUUUGUUUUUGUGAUCAUCACCCUGCUCCAGACCAGCUUCACCGACCCUGGCAUCCUGCCCAGAGCCACGCCAGAUGAGGCUGCAGAUAUCGAGAAACAGAUUGACAACACUGGAAACACCAGCUAUCGGCCUCCACCACGCACCAAGGAAGUCCUCAUCAACCAGCAGGUGGUCAAGCUCAAGUAUUGCUUCACUUGCAAGAUGUUCCGGCCUCCACGCACCUCCCACUGCAGCCUGUGUGACAACUGUGUGGAGAGAUUCGACCAUCACUGCCCCUGGGUGGGGAACUGCGUAGGGAAACGCAACUACCGUUUCUUCUACACCUUCAUCGUGUCACUCUCCUUCCUGACAGCUUUCAUCUUCGGCUGUGUGACCACACAUCUAGCACUGAGGGCUCAAGGUGGAAAAGGUCUGGUGUUUGCUCUUCAAGAGAGUCCUGGCAGUGCAGUGGAGCUGGUGAUAUGUUUCUUCUCAGUCUGGUCCAUCUUGGGCCUCUCAGGCUUCCAUACAUACCUGGUGGCUUCCAAUCUAACCACUAACGAAGACAUCAAAGGUUCCUGGUCAGGAAAGAGUGGUGAAGAUGUCACCAACCCAUACAGUCAUAAAAACAUCUUUAUCAACUGCUGUUCUGUGCUGUGUGCACCAAUGCCACCCAGCUUGAUCGACAGACGAGGUUUCCUACCUGCAGAUGAGUCUGCCCAGACUGGCGGCACGGACAUCGAGCUGCCCACUCUGGCCACUAAAAGCGAGAUAAACGUGUGCACACAGGGAACUAAAGGUCUACUAGAGUCGGCUGCUCUCCCUCCACUCCUGUCCACGUCGUGUCCUCAGGGGAAACCUCAGACAGCUCAUCCCUGCCCAGACAUUAGCCCCGCGGUGAACUCUGACCCCUCGCCGGAGCUCUCCACAGGCUGCGGGGCCCACCAUAGAGCCAGCUCGCAUAGGGAUGCCUCUCCUCCACGUCACACCAAGACUCGCUCAAAGAAAUGCAAAAGAGCGGCUUUGCAUAUUCCCAACCCCGCCUUCGACGCCCCCGUUUCCCCUACCUCUCCGGACACUGGCCCCGGCUCCAAAGGCAGGGGUCACAAAGGGGCCAGCUUCGCUCCGUUGCACUGACUGACUUGAAUAGCGGCUUUCUCAAGUGAAAACACACAUUGUUUGAAGCUUGCAUGCUGUAACAGUCGGAUCCAAGUGAAUCUUCCUUAUUGCUGUUGGUUCUGUGAGAGCCCUGGGUCUGGUCAUUGAAUAUGACAAUCACAGAUAUGUUAUAUGAAAUAGGAAUACUGAGGCAGACUGGGUGAAGAUUAUUCUGGAUGCAAAUUAGCCUUUGGCAUAGAGCAGAAAGCAGAUGGAAAGGUCCAAUCUUAAAGUGCUGUGAUAGAGCCAUAUAUGUUUUUCUGAUGAGUCUCGUGUAAAACCUGAAAUUUACCAGCAUGUCAGAUUCACCAAAUAUUGUGAAACAGUGGCUUUGAUGUAUCAGCUUGAAAAGCUUUCUAUGGAGGGCUAAAACUCUGAAUUAUAUGCAUCUGUAAAGAGAAGAGUUGCUCUUAAAGGGAAAAUCCAUCCAAAAUAUAGAAAUUACAUAUGUCCAUUCUCAGUUUAUGGUGACAGUUGGAGCCAGGUUUUCCUUAAGCUGAACACCAGAUGGCACUGAUAGCGUCAUCUUGAGAUGUAUAGGCGGUUAGUAACGGAACAAGUCAUGGGACUCAGAGAGAAUUUUCAGGGACAUAUGCUGCAGACACUUAUUUCUAGACUCUGCACUCAAAGCAAACUCCUGUGGAUGUACAGAGGGGUGAUAAAUGGAAGGACAGACAUUUUUUGACAGGAUGAUAGUCCAUCACACGCCUCUAGAGCACCUUCUAGGCACUUACAGAAUCUGCAAACAGUGGUAAUAUUGGCGCCUGAUGGUAUUCUGUGUAAUAUGCUUCCAGCAGAUACCCAAAAUAGAUUAAUUAAAGAUUAUGUAGAAAAAACUUGGUGAAAUAUUAAUACAAUAUUUGUAAUUUUGUUGCCCCCACAAUGGCUUGCCAGUUGUUGUUUCUUUUUUGUAAUUUUAUUAACUUUUACAUUUCCAUUAAGGAGGAAGCUCUAGGAGUCUUUAUAGUGUUCUUGGUCCAGUAUCAUCCUCCGUUACAGACUAACAUUAUCUACUGUCAGCUGUAAUAUUCUGUCUUCUAAGAUCUAAGUUAUGGUCUGCUUUACAAAUUGCAUAUUGUACAUAGACCCAUUUGCUUGAUAAGAUAGUUUUUUUAGCAUCUGUCUUCUAGCAGUCCAAACCAUUCCUUCUGUAUUUGUGCCACAGCACAGUGCUGCUCUGACGAAACAUCAUUAACAGAUGUUCUAUUAACAUUUUCAAACCAUUUGGAGUGUUGUAAUGCGAGUACUGACUUGAAACUGAAACAGAACCUUAAUGGCCUUAAUUGUGCUAAUGAACAAAUCUCUGGUGACACACCUCUUUGUGUUCAUCAGUGCGAAACAAGCAAUCUGAGACAAGUUUGUACAGUCAUACAUGAGGAGUUUUGCAAAUGUAAUUUAAAACAAACUUCCAAGGACAUAGUUAGAUGACUUUAGGAUAAGAAUAAGAUAAUAUUCUUGAAUGAAACCAUUUAUCAAAAUGUGGUAUUCCUACACAUAGUGUAUAUGAGUCAACCAGAGCUCUGUUCAUUCCUGUGGAAACCCAAAUUUUCUCCAAUAUUUUCACAAAACAUGUCCUUCUGUUUAUUUCUGGCUUGAAAUUCACCUUGACUGGUAAGUUAGCUACCUUGUGGUGACACUGUGUGAAAAAUGAAUUAGCUGACAGGCUAACAAGCUCUUCAGUUGCUUGACUAUGUUGAUUAAAAAAGUAGCUUAGCUAGCUUAACAUGUCAGCUCAUACAUCCUGUAACAAAAUGGUUCAUAAACUGGCUACACAGCUAGCAAAACAACCUCUUUACUUAUUUUGUCAUCCUCCCAUGUCUGCAAGAGUCCGAAUGCUAACUGAGAUUUGUGUUCUUUUACGACGUCCUGUAACUAUAGUGAAAUAAUUUGCAUGUUCGGCAGCAGUGUGUAUCCAGGGAGUAGGUAGAUAUGAUUUACUGUACAUGUAUGUCCUCCAAAUGGACAGUAAAGUGGUAUAACAGCAACAACUUUGCAUCUAUUGCGUCCACAGUUGAGUAUAAUCAAGAUUUAACAUAUUACUCUAAAAUCUUCCUUUGGGUUUUGAUCUGAUAGACGCUCAAGAUCCAAGCACAUUGAAACCACCACUCAGUGUAUUUUUAUUUUGCUUUCACCUUUCAAUAUGUCACCCAUCUGUAACUUUCAAAAGAAACGGACACUUUGAGUUCAUUACGUUUUGACAUUCAACUGCCAAAAGAGUCAUCAAUGCCAUUAUCAAAUCUUGAUGCAAUACAGCUGUCUUUGGUUGGAGGUGUUGACUUUAUGAAAUGUGAUUUUUGUGUGGAUUUUCCCUUUAACCUUUGCACAAACAGUACAGUGGGUUAAAUGUGUAUCAGUUGUAUUGGUGUGUACUGUUGUUCAGAUUUCCGUGCUAGAAUAAUGGUAGCGAAUGCAACUGCAUGGUAAUGACUAAAGAUGUAUUUUAUGAUAUAUUUUGUUUAUUUACAUCGCUGUAGAACACCUCCAGUAUCUCCUUUAUGUAGGAAAGCAGUGUUUUGUUUUCCAGAGCUGAAGUAGAAUCACUGACUCCUGUUUGUAUCAUCAUCACUCUCACUCUUUGAUUUCAAGCUUCCUUUCGGACUCCUACAACCUGCUCACACUUUGUCUCAGCAGCAGCAAUACCUCUUCUGUCCUCCUUUUCCCUAAAAAUGUUUUUCUUUGUACGCUUUGACAAAUCUAAGUCGUGUCCGAACGGUGGAUGUGUUGGUUCGUUCUCAGGUGGAAAGCUGUAGGUUCGGUAUUCAAUAUGCAAGUUCUCUGUGUAUAUCGUGUUCAUCCACAUCGUGACCUGAUGGCAAUAGCUGCACAAAAAUGCAACGAUCCUAACAAUCAUCUCUGUGCACUAAUAAGUAGACACACACUGUCUGUCUGUAGCUCACCUGAAUAGUAUUUCACGUUGUGUGCAGCGUUUGCUGUGUCAGACAUCAUCCCAACACAUUCUGUGACACCAGUGAGAGUGAAUGCGAGCAAUGCAUUUAUGAGGAGUUUGUAUUUGUACGAACUGUAAGGCAGUGUAAGCCAAUGCUCCUGUCAAAAUAAAGGAAAGGAAAUUCAA